CCUUCCUUCUUCCCUCCUUUCUUCUGUUUCUCUCAUUCAUUCACGCUUUUCUUCCUUCGUCAUCAUCAUCAUCACCUUCUUCAGUUACCCUCAUUUUCACUAUAUAUAUAAUAACACUAUUUUUCUUGUCACUAUUCAUUCAUAGCUACUUCACAUUUCAAUGGAUUCUCGUGAACCAAUACCACCACAUUCUCAUCCUCAAUCCCAACCUCUUAACAUUAUGUUGGUGGGGCCCAAUCCUUUCGCUAACAAUGUCCCGACUACAUUGAUGGCACCUGCUACUGCUCGAUUCCCUCCGUUUAAUGUCCCUUCAACUCAUUCUGAGCCUUUCAAUGAUAACCGUUCCUUGAAGCCAUGUGAUACUGUGGCAGUCACUCCUUCUGAGUCGUUAAAGAAAAAGAGAGGUAGGCCAAGAAAGUAUUUUCCUGAGGGUAAUGUUUCUUUGGGCUUGGGUUCUGGUUCUGCCUCGGGAUCAGGAUCAGGCCCGGCCCGUCCACCACCCAUUACUACUACUACUACUACCAUUGCUUCUCCUACUUCUUCAACUGGAAAGAAGAAAAGAGGAAGGCCACUUGGCUCUAAAAAGAAGAACAAACAGCAGCAGCAAUCAAUGUUUGGAGUUUCUGGCUCUGGUGUUACUCCUCAUGCUAUCGUUGUCAAUCCUGGCGAGGACAUUGUUGCAAAACUUACUGCCUUUCUUAAGGGAGGGCCUUAUAAUGACAUGUGCAUUCUUGCUGCCCAUGGUACAGUCGGUAGUGUCAGCCUUUAUCAGUCAGGGGGUAUUGUGAAUUAUGAGGGCCAAUUUGAACUUAUAUCCCUCUCAUGUAACCUGGAAAUAUCUGAAAAUAGCAGUGGUGAUAAGAAAAUAAGUAGCUUGAAGGUGUCUCUAGCGGGUUUUGAUGGACGCCUUUUGGGAGGUGUAGUUGCUGGAAAGCUUACCGCGGCAUCCUCUACCCAGAUCACAUUGGGUGGUUUUACUCUGGGUGGCAAAAAGCUUAGCUCAAAUGACCUGAAAUCUGGGCCUUCUUCAACGUCUCCUUUUGUUGCUUCCGGGACUCCAACCAGUCCUACCUCUGAAGAGCAUUCGAGCGGCGAUUCCUCUGGUGAUGGCGAGAAUAGUCCUUUUAGUCAGGGGCCUGGAAUCUACAACAAUGCUGAUCAGUCUGGUCACAAUGUGUCAAUCUACCAACAACUGUGGGCGCGCCAAACUCAGCAGUGAAGAUGGGCCUUUUCAGUUUAUCGGUGCAGGAGCAGGUUAUUUAGAUGGUGGUUGUUCAAAGUUGUGGCUGCAGGUAGAAUUAUAAAAUGGUAACAAUGACAUACAUUAUUGGGGACAAAUUUUAGGAGAGUUUAUCUAUAUGUUCUAUAUCCGUUUAUCUUUAUUUUUCUGUUGAUUUGGAUUUUCAAAUCUUAUAUGAAACACUGCUAGUGAGGGUAGCUUUUGGUUUCUGAGCUUAUUGCGGAUUUGAAACCGUUUGUGACUCUAUUAGAAAUAUAUGAGAUAUGCACCUUCUCUUUUGAGCUGCAUAUUUUUAUUUUUCA
Molecule: messenger RNA, 1542 nt
Organism: Cicer arietinum (chickpea)
Lineage: Eukaryota; Viridiplantae; Streptophyta; Magnoliopsida; Fabales; Fabaceae
Product: AT-hook motif nuclear-localized protein 10
Molecular function (GO): minor groove of adenine-thymine-rich DNA binding
Source: RefSeq, a predicted model, not a curated record